UGAGUGUGUGUUGGGGGUAGUGGAAGCCACACCUCCCGGUAUUGGCAAAGGAUCUAUAAGAGGCUCCGGCAGCAGUGUCGUUACUCAAACUCUGAAUCCUGGAACUCUCCUCAGCUGUCAACGUAACCAAACAAGCGCUACAUGGACAGAGAGGACUGUCUCUGUUCAGGUGUUGAGUUUUGAGAUCUCUCUACAUUCUUUUUUUUUUCAACAUCGAUUCCGUCAGCAUGGCUGUGGCUGAAGUUGUUAUGCCUCCGAUAACGUCGUUUCCAAGUGUCCAGGCUAUGGAUGUGAAACAGUUGGACAACCUGUGUAAGGUGGAAGAGUGCGCACCAAACAUUGCAAACAACCCGCUCAUCGAAGUGGAGUUCAGCAUCAUCCAGUCUCCUGCUGUGCCCCCAAAGUACGACGACGAGCUCGCCAAAUUCGUGGACCUUGAGUUCAUUCUGUCUAACACAAUCGGCUCAGAUGUUGGGAGCGACCACGGGAACAUUUCUCCGCAGCAGCAGCAGUGCGCGUACUCCCUGCCGGAGUCACCGGAGAGCUGUGGCGGUGCGUCUGUGCCGGAUUGCAGCGACCACCCUCCACCACCUCCUUCUCACCAGAGCUACCCUAUCACCCUGAGCUUCUCAGGCCCUGUGCGUAGUCUCAUGGCGGAGCUUCUCACGCCGGAGAUGAACUACCCGGGGGAGAGCUCACCUGAGAGCGCAGACAAGGCGAGGGACGCACGAGAGUACACUGAGCUGCACGCGUUGAAUGCUUCUCCCGCUCACCACCAAGUGUCCUCCUCUCCUCCAGCUAUGGGAUACAAAGUUAAGACUGAGCCUAUGGGUCAGUCUUGUAUGAUGGCUGCUGUUGGUGAUGGCAACUAUAUGGGACAGAUGUAUGAGAGGCACCACAUGCGCUCGGCACAGCCUUUUACGCACCACCAGGCUACUCCAGGAUUCGGUGUGCAUCACAUGCAGCAUCCUGCACCUCAGGGACGCACGGAAGGCCAUUUGGCGCUCAUGAACUCUCAUCAUCCUAAUCAGCACCAUCUCCAAAACCAGUACAUGAGCGCGCCCUACCAGCUGCAGUACGCACCCCAGAGUGUGCCACAAUACCAAGGACAUUACAGCAUGCACAGAGAGCCUGUCCAUGUUCACCAGCAGCAUCACUCGGCUUCUAUGCCAGGCAUGAUGCUCACCCCGCCAUCGUCUCCAUCAUUGCUGGAUUUUUACGCACAGGAGGAGGUUGGGAGCAUCAAGCAGAAGCGAGGCCGCAGGUCGUGGGCCAGAAAACGCGCUGCGACGCACAGCUGCGAGUUCCCUGGAUGUGGAAAAACCUACACCAAGAGCUCGCACCUCAAAGCCCAUAUGAGGACACACACAGGUGAGAAGCCAUACCACUGCAACUGGGAAGGCUGCGGCUGGAAGUUCGCCCGGUCAGAUGAGCUGACCCGUCACUUCAGGAAGCACACCGGACACCGACCCUUUCAGUGUCACCUGUGUGAGCGUGCGUUCUCCCGCUCCGACCACCUGGCUCUCCACAUGAAGAGGCAUAUGUAAUGAAUGAUCAGUCUAGCAAAUCAAUCUUGAGAAAAUACCAGCAUCCCAGAAGACAACAGAGACCAAAAUCAAUAGAACAAAAUGUCCCAGCAGAGACCUUUGUUUAUAUGUCGUGCCUUUGUAGAGACAAAGUUUGCAAAAGUGCCUCUUCACUAAAGAAUGAACUCCUUGUAUAUAGCUGUGGAUAUGUGUAACUUAUAGUCUGUAUUUAAGAUGCUCCCUCUCCCUGUUUUUGAAAUAAGUUAUUGAAUGAUAGUGAGUGCCUUUAAAGAAACUGUGUAUUUGCUUUCCAAAGAGGAGAACUCACUGUGGGCAGGACCCAGAACUGUGUAAAUAUGUAUUUUGUAACGUUUACAUCUCAUAUCUUUGCUACUACUCAAAUCAGAUCAGGGUUUUUUGUAAUGACAUUUUUUAAACUGUUUUUAUUGUUUUUCUAUGUCAAAGAUGCUCUAGAUUUGCUUGACAUUGUCAGCUGGCCUUACAUUUCUUUAGUGUGUAAAGGCUUUGCUCGAGCAGAGCUAACAAAUUCAGGUACUAAAACUCAGUUUCAGUCCCUCUCUCCAAGUGUUAAUCCAACCCAAACAUCUCUCUGUUCAGUUGUUUUUUACAGCUCAGGGUGAGCAACAACACUGAUGUAUUUUCUAAUAGAGUAUAUGUUUUUUUUCUUUAAGAAUGAAGAAUACAAUGCAACCAAUGGUUGAACUGCUGUACUUGAAAUAGAUUUACUGAACAGAUGUAUAUAUUUUUUCCCCCAAAUGCAACUGUUUCAUGCGCUUAAGGGCUCAGAAAAUAAAAGUACUUUUACAAAUACUGAAAA
Messenger RNA from Notolabrus celidotus (New Zealand spotty), 2364 nucleotides. It is a transcript of the gene klf17, whose product is annotated as Kruppel-like factor 17. Lineage: Eukaryota; Metazoa; Chordata; Actinopteri; Labriformes; Labridae. The record is from RefSeq and is a predicted model, not a curated record. Gene Ontology annotation, biological process: regulation of transcription by RNA polymerase II. Gene Ontology annotation, molecular function: RNA polymerase II cis-regulatory region sequence-specific DNA binding; DNA-binding transcription factor activity, RNA polymerase II-specific. The transcript has 3 exons. The coding region runs from base 228 to 1547 and encodes 439 amino acids.